Molecule: messenger RNA, 2616 nt
Organism: Dimorphilus gyrociliatus
Lineage: Eukaryota; Metazoa; Annelida; Polychaeta; Dinophilidae
Source: the annotation of a GenBank genome assembly
ACAGGCGUCGCUAUUUGCAAACCUUAUAUUCAAUGUGAAGGACAAAAGUCUCUCAAGCAUAGUUUAAAGGCGUCUACUAAACAGAUUUAUGAUAUUCUCGACAUUUUAUAAAUAGUAAGCGUAAAAAAACUAAUGCAAGUUCUGUUUACGUCUGGUAAAACGGGACGCAGUCAGGCUGUCUACACUCCCGUUAAUGUUUAUUACAUGAGAAGAUCUUCAUCCUCUUCUUCUGAUGAACCGCAGUCGGCAUCUGAAGAAGAAGAGUUGGUUUUUGAUAGCUUAGAUUUAACCGAUCAACAACCUGAAGAUAGUGAAAAGCCAUUGAUGACUGCAAGACCAAAAGCAAGAAUUCGAUCUGUUCGAAUAACGCCAUAUAGAUCUAGGAUAGAAAAAUUUGUAUGGAACUUCAUAUAUUUACUUCUCUUUACUGCCUUUUUAGGUUCAGUAGCCUGUUUUAUUGUCUACUUCGUUUCUACUUAUUCCGAACCGGUCAGAAAGGGUUGUUCAAAAAUAACUGUAGAGGAUGUAUGGGUGAAAGGUAUACCAAAAUUGACAACUGAAAGUGCCCUCAGGAUGGUUGAGGCAAAUGGUGAUGGUAUUUUAGACGUUGUCAUUGGUUUUGGUACCGGUGCAGAAGCAUUUUUUAUCGACCCCGUUGUAUGCGAUAUUUAUUUCAAUAGUAAAAAGCCAUGCGGCGGUGGUGUAUUGACACUAGACGGUAAAACCGGAGAGGAAAUAUGGAGAGUUUAUACUGAACAUGAAAUAUUUGCCUUAAACUGCCAAGAAGAUCUUGAUGGAGACAGUUGGAAAGAUUGCGUCUGUGGUGGUAGGGGAGCGACAUUACUUGCCUUUUCGCCUAAACGAAAGAGAAUUAUAUGGCGUUAUAAUGAUACAGCUUCACUGCUCUGGCAGUCGAACUUUUACACUGCCCAAUUUGUGCCUGAUUUAAAUUUCGACGGAACUCGUGAUGUCCUUGAAGUACAUGGAGGAGAUCCAUUUGGAGAGCCCGGUCGUAAGACACGAGUUGUCGGAAGGCUAAUAUUAUUAGAUGGUAGAACCGGAAAAGUAUUACAAUGGGUAAAUGUUCCUGAUGAAAGAGAAUCCUACUAUUCCCCAGUUUUAUUUCAAUAUCGAAAAGAGUGGACAAUUCUAUUUGGCACCGGUGGAGAGACUCAUGGGGGUUCACUAUGGUAUAUAGCACUUGCGGACCUGGUGGAGGGGCGGAUUGAAAAGGCUCAUAAGAUUUAUACAGAUCCUUACAAAGGGCUAAUGACACCUCCGGUUAUCACAGACAUCACAAAUGAUGGUGUUAAAGACCUUAUUUUCUCAUCUUUCAAUUCAUCAGUCUUAGCUUUCGACGGUAAAGACCUUACAGUCCUGCUUUGGAAUUUUACUGCUAAAGGUACGGAAAGUUAUAGUACUCCAUCUGUUGGCUACUACAACAAUGACUCAGUUCCUGACUUUCUUGUUAAAUUUUCUGUUGGUCCAGGCUUUCCUUUAUAUUAUUCAGCAAAGAGUGUAGUUCUUGAUGGUAGAAAUGGUAAGCCCCUUACGAAAUUUGUAGAAUCGGAAAUAGCUACUCAAUCAUCUCCUUUAACUUGGUCUUUCGAAGAAUCUGGUCAAGAUAUUUUUAUCUUUUGGAAGGCUGAUUGCUCACGCAACGGAUCCUUGCAUUACAAAGAAGAAUUUGAAUUUCUCAAAGGAACUAAUGUUCAUGAACAAAGUAGAUCUGAUUUUUGUCAAUUAAAGCAUAAGCAAACUGGGUAUGGAGAACUUAUCGGUAUGUCAGAUGUAAUGAAGGACUUCUCUGUUCUAUACGAUUCUCGUUUAAGAUUUAAAGAGGAACAUUCAGCUUGGGUAAAUACAACUAAGGAGGCUUUGGAUUAUCUUGAAAGAAAUAAACCGAAACUUCCGUUUUUUGGCGAUGAUAUGCCUCACAAAAGAAAACGCCGUCAUAUUGGCCUACACGACGCUGAAGGAAUUCAAAGAUAUAUUUCAAGUGGCACUUUGGCACCACCUUUACAAUCCAAUUCUAUUGACAAUUCUAUUCACCUUUUAUUUGCUGUAUAUUGGUUUUAUCCGGCUAAAACUUCUGUUCUGUUUCCUAAGGAUAAAGUUUGUAUUGACGAAGGAAUGAAGUUGGAGAAGCGACGGUUCACUGCAUCGGGUAAAUACUACGGUAUGGAUAGAGAUGGAUACGAAAGAGUAAUUACUGAAGAGUGCUUGAAAAAAUCAAAUAAAAGUACGAACAUACAGUUCCAAAAAGAAUAUGAUCCUUAUAAUUUGCAUAUGGGUCAGACAACCAUUUAUCGAAUUAAAUUGACAUGCGACUGUAAAGACUGUAAGACAAAGAAAUUUGAACAUCAAACAUGGCCAAGUUAUAUGGGACCCUUUACAGAUUCUAACACAUUUAUUUAAUGAACUCGAUUCUCUUCCUUCAAAAUAUGGCGUCUUUAGUUAUAUUUACAAACAAAAAAUUACCAUCUUCAAAGUCCAUUAUCUGAUCUAAGGAAAACAUUACAUUUACUGAUCAGAAAGACUACUAUUACGUCAUCAAAAGGAAAAGAUUAAACAAAAGCCCAAAUGAAAAGAGGGGACAAGGGGGAAGAAAUUGAC